GAGCCACCGCUUGAACAUUUUUUACCCUCUAUUUAGCUGUUCUAACCAUGAACUGGCCGUAUCCAUGAGGAAAGGGAUUGGUAUUUUUUGCUUCCAAACCAAUCUCACCGAUCGCCGUCUCCCUGAAUACCCCGCUACAGCUAUCUCGUACCCAUCCUCGAAGAGAGCGUCGCCCCCAACAUGCCAGCCGGCUCACUGUUUGCCACGCCUCCAGCAUCGCCGACUUCCACAAACGCCGAAAACAAGGAAGGGCAGCCGCAAGCGCCGGGGAUCACAAUCAUCUCUGAGACCGGUGACCUGACACUGCGGGUCAAGGCUGAGGACGAUCAAGAAGGCUUCAGAUACCGGGUUGACAGUCACCGUCUACAAGCUGCAUCGCCAUACUUCGAAAAUCUUUUAAGCCCGCGGUUUAGCGAAGGAGCAACUGUCACUGCCCAACAUGAGCGCCUGCGGAAGCAGUACAAGAACCUGGCCGACGCACCCGUGGAGGAGCUUCCUCAAAUCACCAUCGUAGACAUCGGGAGAAUAUCGAAAGUCAAGACGAUCGAGCUCAUCACUGCAGAUUUCCUACGUGUCCUUCACGAUCAAAGCCUGGGCAAAGAUAGCCCGCCAAUACCCAAUAUUGGCAACCUUGCAAUCGUCGCGGAUCGGUUUGACGCGUUACCGACCUUGUCACAAUACGUUCAUCGGAGGAAAUAUUUUCAAGCAAUAGAUGCGAAAACUAAGCUUAAGGGAGCGUCAAACGUGCCCGAAGAAAGAACAAGGCAGAAACUUAUGAUUGGUGUCAUGCUGGAUUAUGCGCCUUGGGUCCGAAUGUACAGCAAAAGGUUGACUCUAUCGGGAUCCACAAGAUGGAAAGCUCAAGGGUUUGAGGAACCUGGCGCGCUCUGGUGGGAUAUCCCUGCUGGUAUAGAAGAGGAGAUCAUGCACCGUCGUCAAUGUGUACUGGAGACAAUCAGCUCUUUACAGUCUUACUUUCUGAAGCUCUACACCUCCGGGCAACGCCAAUGCAGGCUCGGUUAUGAUUCAUCUGCGCAGUGCGAUGUUUUCCAACUGGGAGAAAUGGUCCGCUUCUUCACUAAAGUCGGAACCCUGCGCCUCGAGUCGACCAUAUUUGGCGCCGAUCCGCCCGAUGAUUAUGAAGGCGAUAUCAACCGGCUACUGGAGUCCUUACGCCAAUGCCCUGCAUAUCAGAUUGACAACAACCAUUCCCAUUGUGGCCUCCGAACAAAAUUAAUUCCACUGCUUGAUAUGGUACAAAGUUGUAUCAGUUCCAGCGCUGAAGGUUCUGACAUUGGCAUCUGUGGUGACUGUUGGCGGAAUCACAGGAGAGAAUAUGCAUGGACAGAGUCCAAGCGGCCCGUUCUGUGGACGAACUCUCGUUUUUUCAUUUCGAACUCAAGGAUGCCCCCAAAAGGAGUGCACGGAAGAGACGGUUGCCUUGCGAGGCAUUCAGGGCUGAGGGAUAUGUUCACUGCUGCCGAGCGGGACUGGACAGCUAAAGAUGCUUACUGAUGGUGGUUCGUUGAAUGUAUGCCAUAUGGUAUGAAGACUGCCUGUGAGUCGCAGCUUUGGCUGAGGCUGUCGUAAGGAGUACUGAACGGUGACCGGCAUACCCGUCAGGUGUUAGCUAUGGGUACACCUCGCGAGAACCUAGGGCCCUUGCUAUAUGUGAGCGUUGAAUUGAUAUGUUCAGCAUCAAAUCCUGCCUUGAGGCGGAGUCAGCGCUUGCAACAUGUGAACUUAGG
This is a messenger RNA of Aplosporella prunicola CBS 121167, 1748 nucleotides long. RefSeq lists its product as uncharacterized. The coding region runs from base 181 to 1515 and encodes 444 amino acids. The record is from RefSeq and is a predicted model, not a curated record. Lineage: Eukaryota; Fungi; Ascomycota; Dothideomycetes; Botryosphaeriales; Aplosporellaceae. The transcript is spliced from 2 exons.